UAUAGAGAAAGGGUAUAUAAUGUGAUGAUGAUUAUAUUAUAAUACACACAUUAUUGAUUCAACCGUUGAAGAGAAUAAAUCAUGAAUUCAAUAUUUUUUAAUCUCGUAUUGAGUGCAUUAUUAUUAAUAGUCUUUGAAGUGGUACCGAUAAAAUCAGAAUUGGAUCAAUCUUUGUGCCCUGGACCACUCAAAUUAUACGAGUCAUUGAAAUGUCAAUCACUCUUUGAUAGUACAUCUUCUUGUCCUUAUGCGAGUAAUUGUGAUUUCAAUUCGACACAAUUUAACAAUCUCGACAGCAGUGAGUGUAAUGUUCAUCUUGUUUAUGAUAAUAAAAUUAAAAAUAAAUGUGCUCCAGUUUAUGAUAUGGGACAGUCUGUGAGAACACUUUGUCCAUUGGAUUACAGAUGCCAAAAUUCAAAUGACACUGUUGUCAAACCAAUGUAUCCAUCAACAUUUGAAAAACAAGUUGAAUGUACUUUUGGUACCUUGAAAUUUAAAAUUCGUGAACGUCUUGAAAGAGUAUUAUUCUCAAAUUCAAAUCAAGUCUGCAUGGAUUGUGUUUGUCAAGUUCCACCUUUACUGACAUGUGAACGAAUGCCCAAGAAUUUCUGCGUUAAUAACAACGACAUUAUAAGAAUUGAUUAUUAAAAAAAAAAAUUAAAUUUAUAAUUUCAGUUGAUAAUUGUUUAAACACAAUAAAUAAUAUUUAGUAGAAAAAAAAAUACAGGAAAUUUUUGAUAGAUCAACAGCAUCAUAAUAAUAAUAAUAAUAUUCUUUGUUUUUUUAAAUUUUACUAUGACCUUGUAACACACUUUGAUUUUUAAUUAUCGAAAUAAAUGUUGUAACCUUUGUCAUUCAUUCGAAAUGGAAAAAUAUAUAAAAUAAAUAAAAAGAUCAUGUACGUAAAUGUACGUGACCUUAAUACUUAUUGACAUUAAUUAUUAAAUAAAAAAGAUAAAAAAUAAUUUUUUUAUAAAUGUAAGUUUAUAUUUUAUAUAUAUUUUUUGUUAUUGAUUUUAAAUUAAACCUAAUAACUUAUUAAUUAAUAUAAGAAAAAAAAAUUCACUUGUUUUUAUGAAUUUAAGAAAUAAAUAAAUUAUUCUUAAAUAAUUACGCAGGCAAAUAUAAAAGUUAUAUAAUAUUAGCAGUAAAAUGACGUGAAUUAAAAACAAAUUAACUAUAUAUUGUUUACUUUAAAAAAUAUAAAUAGCUGUUCAGCAAUUUAUACCAUUAUAGUUUAUCAAAA
This is a messenger RNA of Aphidius gifuensis, 1246 nucleotides long. RefSeq lists its product as uncharacterized. The record is from RefSeq and is a predicted model, not a curated record. The transcript is spliced from 3 exons. NCBI's taxonomy places the organism in Eukaryota, Metazoa, Arthropoda, Insecta, Hymenoptera, Braconidae. The coding region runs from base 82 to 648 and encodes 188 amino acids.